Molecule: messenger RNA, 4597 nt
Organism: Silurus meridionalis
Lineage: Eukaryota; Metazoa; Chordata; Actinopteri; Siluriformes; Siluridae
Gene: myom3
Product: myomesin 3
Exons: 37
Coding region: 145-4425 (1426 amino acids)
Molecular function (GO): protein binding
Source: RefSeq, a predicted model, not a curated record
AGUGGGGUCACCCUCUUUUUGCAACUCUCCACACAAACACACACUUACACAGAGGGGAAAGGGACAGAAAGAAGCGAAAUAAUAAGAGAAGGACACAUUGUGGAUCUAAUAUUCCUGCACACUUGCUCCUGAUAAACGUUUAACAUGGCAGCUAAAAUUGUGACAUACCGAAGCCAGGAGGAGGAGACAGCACAGAUGUCCCACAGCAUGGAGCUAUCAUCGCAGAUCAAGAAGAGGAAAUUUAAAUCCAGUGAUGAAGAGGCCUCCCUGGCUGAGUUCUAUCCCAUCAUCCCGGGUGACAUCAUGUCUGUCAAAGAGAUUCUGACAGAGCCAAAGUUUCCACGCCACAGGACAUGGGAGGUCCUGAGGGAAACAAUGGAUAACGAUGAGCUUCGGGAAAGAGACCAAUGGACCAUGUUUGGUAAUGAGGCAGAAAAAGUAGAGAUCGAGGUGAUCAGGAACCAGCACAUGGUCCGGCAACGCAUAGACCGCCUGGCACUGCGUAAGGAGGCAGAAAGGAAGCUUUCAACACACCUGAAGUUUCUGGAUGACUUGAGUAUGAAGACUCCGGAUUUUUCCAUUCCUCUUCGUCCCCACACUGUCUGGGAGGGAAUGACUGUUACACUUUCCUGCACUGUUGAAGGCUGUCCAUCACCACACGUCACCUGGUAUAAAAAUGGAGUUCCUCUGACAGCAUCCUUAAAACCCUGGAACUACAAACUGCUGCAGAAAUAUGGCCUCAACACCCUGGAGAUUAGAAGGUGUUGUGUUGCUGAUGCUGGAGAAUACAAAGUGGUGGCCAAAAGCUCCUUAGGUGAAGCAACAACGUACGCCAACCUUGUAGUGAACUCAAAGCGUGGAUUCGAGGCUGGAUUGAAACACACCCAGGCAGUGGUCGUUGUAUCGGAGGACGAGGCAUUGUUCGACACCGCCUUUUCUCCAUCUUAUAUAAAAGAAGGGGACACUCUGACUCUGAGCUGCUGUUUUACUGCUCCUCUCCUCCCUUUCCAGCAGGACGUGGCCUGGUUUAGAGACGGAGUUCCUCUCCAUGCAUCCGGUCGGCUGGACGUCCGCACGGCCCUGCGCUCCUCCACCCUCAGCCUGAAAGGCAUGCACAAAGAGCACGAGGGUCUUUACACCGUCCGCCUGCGUACCCGAGACGGCUUCACCGAGCACAGCGCCUACAUUUAUGUCAAAGAUGGUCCUGCAGCAGUGCUCGGAGCUCCAGGUUCUCCGCUCCACCUCGAGUGCUCCGAUGUGAACAGAGAUUACGUUUUCUUGUCAUGGGAACCUCCAAGUGCUGAGGGCGUGAGUCCAGUGCAGGGCUACUUCAUUGAGAGGUGUGAGAUGGGCACGGGGAUGUGGAAGCGCUGUAACGAGCUCCUCCAAAAGCUCUGUCAUUAUCCAGUUAUGGGUCUGAAGGAAAACACCUUGUACCAGUUUAGAGUGUGUGCAGUGAACCAGGCCGGUGUGGGCCGUCCGUCUAAACUCUCUAACCACAUCAUUACCUCUGACCCCAUGGAGCCGAGCAGGACAAUGGUGGUCAAGGUGGAUAAAGGUAGAGAGAUCGUGAUCACCAAAGACCAGCUGGAAAGUCAGAUCCGAGUCCCGUUUUCCCCGACUGAUGUGAGAGUGUAUGAGUUAAGUGACACUUAUGUGGUGAUGUGCUGGACUGAGCCGGAUCCACGGGGCAAAGAGCCACUCAACUACUUUGUGGAGAGGUCCAUAGCUGAUAAGGAGAGAUGGCACCUGGCCAGCCUGGACAUGACGAUCAAUGCUACGAGGUUUGCUGCAUUCGACUUGCAGAAAGGGACGGCCUAUCGCUUCCGUGUGCGUUCUGUGAACAAAUACGGUGUUAGUGAUCCCUCAGAACCCAGCCAGCCCGUCACGCUCGGAGAACCUCUUGGCGUCCCCUCUGCACCCCAUUGUGUUCAGGCCUUUAGGGACACCAACAAGUCAAUCCUUCUAAUGUGGAAAGAGCCAAAGAACACGGAGGGAAUCUUGGGAUAUUACCUGUACUGCAAUGAGCUGGGGAACUCGGAGUGGAAAACCAUUAACAACAAACCAGUCAUAUGCACCAGGUUCACGGUGCAUGGCCUUAGAACCAAUAAGCAGUACGUGUUCAGAGUGAAAUCAGUGGGACGAGCUGGAAACAGUCGUUACUCAGAGGAGACUAAGCCAAUCCUGGUCCAGGCAGCGAAACUCGCCCCAUCUGCCCCAUCUGCCAUUUCACUUCUUCACUGUACGGGCACUGAGAUGGUGAUCAGCUGGCGAGCUCCUGUCAAAAACGGCGGAGAUUCGGUGCGUGGCUACUACCUGGAUCAGCGGGAAAAAUCCCAGAGCACCUGGAGAGAGGUCAACGUUAAACCUGUCAAAGAGAGAGUGUACAGAGUUCCUGGUCUACUAGAGGGGAAUUAUUACCAGUUCCGUGUAAUCGCAGCCAACAUGGUCGGAGUAGGCAAACCCUCUGAACCGAGCGAGGCUUUUCUGUGUGAGAAGUGGACAAUGCCUGAGCCUGGCUGCCCGUAUGACGUGGAGUUGAGAGAGGUGCGUCAAGAAUCUCUGGUUCUGCUGUGGGUGCCUCCUCUGUACCAAGGUCAGUCACAAAUCACUGGUUAUGUUGUGGAGAUAAGUGAAGGGGAGGAGUCAGAGGACUGGACUGCAGUGACCCAGGAACCAAUCACAGACACACACCUGAAGGUUUCUGGGCUGAAUGCAGGUAAGACCUAUCGUCUCCGUGUAUGUGCCAUCAACAGUGCUGGAGUGGGAAGACCUUCACUGCCUACAGAUCCCAUCACAGCCCAGACUGACCCAGCAACCAGAGAUAUUGAGAUUGGGGUUGAUGACGAUGGCUUCAUCUUCUUGAGCUUUGAGGCACCUGAUGCUCUGGACCAAAUGCAGUUUGAGUGGAAGAAGAACUACAGACAGGCCAUCGAUGCAGGACGAGCUCACUUUGAGACCAAGCAAAAUAAAUCCGUUCUCACCUUCACUGCAGCUGCAGAGGAGGAUCUUGGCCUUUACACUGCUGAAGUGAUUGACAGGCCUGACAUCUCCUCUAGCUUUAAUUUCACUGCAGAAGAUCUGGAGAGACUCAUGGAUUUGAGCUGGCACAUCAGAAACCCACUUAUAGCUCUGCGCUCUGAGGGCUGGCAGGUGGAUGUGUUGGAACAGGGGAAUGUGAGACUAUGGCUGCAGACGGAGCCUCUGUCCGAAGAUGCAGAGCUCCACAUGAUCCUAAACGACAGAGAGAUCUCCUCUACACCAGGAUGCAAGAUCAAAUUUGAUAAGGCCAGCGGUUUGGUGGAGCUUCUAUUCGAUCAACUGUCAAAGGAGGACGAGGGCUCGUACACGGCACAGCUAAAGGAUGGCAGGGCCAGGAACCAGUUCACUCUGGUCCUGGUGGAUGAAAAGUUCAGGCAAACCCUGGCCAAGUCACAGGCCAAGAGACGUGACUGGAAAAGACGCUCAGGACCCUACUUCGAGGAGUUUUUGUCAUGGACUGUGACAGAGGACUGUGAGCUGAUUAUGAAAUGCAAGGUGACGAACACAAACAAGGACACGAAGAUGAAGUGGUUUAAGGAUGGUGUAGAGAUCACGCAGGUCAUAUACGAUCCCUCUGGAGUCGGCAUGUUUACGGUUCCGCAGGUCACUAAGAAGGAAGCCGGUGUGUACAGGGCUGUGGUGGCUGAUGCCAGAGGAGAGGACGAGAGCAUUUUGGAGUUUACAGACAAAGAGUUUGAGCGUCUGAUGCAGUGCCUGAGCAAAAACUGUGCUCUCUCUGCUGGUCCCAUGAGUAUCCAGUGCACAGCGGCCGGCUUUAAGCUCUACUGUUCUCUGAAGUACUAUCUGAGCUACAUGAAGACCAGCUGGCACUUUAAAGAGAGGAGGAUCGAUCAGGAUGAAAGGACCAAACCUGGCAGCAGUAUGCACAAGCUCUGGAUCGAGAUCAUCAACCCAACUGAAAAUGACAAAGGAAAAUACAACCUGGAGAUGUUUGAUGGACAGGAAACACACAAGCGCUCUCUGGAUUUGUCUGGACAAGCUUUUGCAGAUGCUCUGCUGGAAUACCAGAGGCUGAAGCAGGUGGAAAUUGCUGAGAAAAAUCGUGCCAAAGUCACAAAAGGCUUACCUGACGUUGUGGCCAUCAUGGAAGACAAGUCUCUAUGUCUGACCUGUUUUGCUGAGGGUGACCCCCAGCCAGAGAUGUUCUGGCUGAAGAAUGACAGGGAGAUUGUCUCUGAAGGCCGCUUCAGUGUGGCCAGAGACAACAAUUGCACAACUCUCACCAUCUACUCGGUGUGUAUGGAGGAUUCCGGCAACUACAGCGUCUUUGUACGCAACACGUACGGCUCGCAGACGGUCUACGUGACCGUGAGCGUGUAUAAACACGGCGAGAAGCCACGGGCCGACGCAGUGAAGAUGUAGAGAAGGAGAAAUGGUUGAGUGAAUAAGAGGAUGCCAUGUUGUAGAAAUAUCAGCAAAUAUUUAAAAUCAAGAAUGGGGUGGAAUGGAUUAGCUUGCAGUCUGACCCUAAAAUUUAACUGGGCUGUUUAGGACAGGAUUGAUCACUGAUUAAAUGGUGCUUUAAUAUAAGAAU